AUGGGCUCAUCCAACACGAACUAUCCCAUUACGGGUAUUCAGGAAGGGCUUGAUCCCAAUGCGUCUAACCCUCUUCGUGAAGUGCCUGUUCGCAUGGAGAUCGAUGAUUGGUUCACUUCAACCGACCCAAUCCAUCUGAACCAGCAAGCCUUGUUCUUUCCAGCCUUUCUCAAAUUCUCUGAUAAGAACCCACAUGAUCCCCUGUCUUAUUACCAAAUUGCUGGUAUCCAUGGACAGCCAUAUGUCGCCUGGCCCAUUGAGCCUCCUACCGAGGGUGAAACCCCUGGUAGAGGGUACUGUACUCAUGGUAGCAUCCUCUUCACCACUUGGCAUCGCCCAUAUAUGCUUCUCUGGGAGCAAGCAAUUUACGACUUGAUGAAGGAAGAAAUUGAAAAGUUCCCCCCUAGCGAUCAGCCCGCUCUUCACGAGGCUCUCGCGUCUUGGCGAUUCCCAUACUGGGAUUGGGCUAUGAAGAAGCCGCGAAACCCUGACAACGAGAAUGAUCUCACUUAUGAUAUCCCGCUAGUUCUCAAACAAGAAGAAGUUGAGAUUCGUGUGCCCCCUCCCCAGAUGACCACUAAGAUCCGCAAUGCCUUCCAUCAUUUUCAAAUGCCUGAAGGCAUGACCAUGGGAGACGAAAAGCUCGAUUCAAAGGAUAAGGAUCCUCUGAAGGACCUGAGCGUUCAUGCUAUGGGGAAUGAGACGUUCAAGGUUGUUGCAACAAGCCGCCAUCUGACCCCAGGCGAUGCCACCGCAAAGACAUGGGCAACGCCACAAGGCCAACAGAACAACAAGGCUAUUACAAAGAUCCUAAAUGACCAGACUACCGUUCCCAGUGAUACAGAUAAAGACAACCCUCGACGAGGCAACGUUACAGCCAGUUUGAGGGAAGCCUUCUACCGCCUCUUUACUAUCAACAGCUUCGAAGAUUUUGCGACCAAGCGUACUAUCACGGGCGAUCAGCCACUACCGAAUGACUCAGCAGAGGGCUUACACGACUCGUUGCAUGGCUGGUGCGGUGGUGGUGCGAUCCGGGUAGGAAAUGACAACACAUUUCUGAACGGGCAGAUGAGUAAUCCAGCUGUUGCUGCUUUUGAUCCCAUAUUCUGGCUGCAUCACUGCAACAUUGAUCGCUUAUUCGCCAUGUGGCAAAUCCUUCAUGAUGGCGAGAAAGAGAAUACCUGGUUUGAUGGAAGAGAUCCUCGCGACAAAGAUGAGGGAAACUUUGCAAUCCCCCGUCAGCAAAUUGACAAGCCUGACUCUCCUCUCAAGCCUUUUCUCAAAUCUACGGGGGAUGAGGAUUACUAUACCUCUAACGACAUAAGGGAAGUGACUCCGCUAGGAUAUACUUAUCCUGGCCUUGAGAAGUGGAACUACACGGAUCUGGAUGGCACAUACAACAAGGAGAGACAUGUGAAGGAUCUCAACAUUCUUCUCAACAACGCUUACGGCUCAGGGAGACGAGCUGUCCAGAAAGCAAAACUUACCGCUUCUCCAGGUCAGCCAGGACUUCGGCUAAAUGCCAUUACUCGGGAUGAUGUUCCAGCGGAAGACCAGCUAGGUGUUCCUGACUAUGUCGUGGACGUGAUCUAUGAGAAGUUCGCCUUAGAUGGCAUUCCCUUUUCUAUCCACAUUUUUGUUGGAAAGCCUGGCGAAGCUCCCUACCUCUUUACUGGCGAAGACCCGCCUGUUGGUGAGAUCGUGAAUUUCUCCAGCCCUAAAGAGCUUGAGGGAACAGCCUCGGGUUGCGGAAAUUGCCGUUUACAGGCAGCAGACCACACCAAGUCCACCGGUCGUGUCGUUUUGACAAACGCCUUGAUCACGCGCUGGAAGAACAGGAUCCCACAUACUCCUGAUGAUCCAAACGCACCGAAAGUUCUUCAGAGCAUGAAUCCCGAGGACGUCGUUGAGUUUCUCAAACACAACUUGCACUGGCGUGUCACUUCACUUGGCCAGCGUGUUGACCUUGGUCGGAUUCCGUCGCUUAAGGUCGCUCUGGGGGUUGGGAAGGCAGACCAUUUCUUGGAUAAGGCUAAGUUGUCCAAGUACUAUGGAUAUAAGGGAGCGCAUCAAGUUACCCAGGGACGCCCUGGAGGUGCUGGGCCUGAGGAUGGACUGUACCCACCGGGUUAUGAGUGGCGCUCAGAGGCAUAA
This is a messenger RNA of Fusarium tjaetaba, 2154 nucleotides long. Its product is annotated as di-copper centre-containing protein. NCBI's taxonomy places the organism in Eukaryota, Fungi, Ascomycota, Sordariomycetes, Hypocreales, Nectriaceae. Bases 1 to 2154 code for a protein of 717 amino acids. The record is from RefSeq and is a predicted model, not a curated record. Gene Ontology annotation, molecular function: oxidoreductase activity. The transcript has 5 exons.